Salmo salar (Atlantic salmon) is the source of this 1234-nucleotide messenger RNA. The record is from RefSeq and is a predicted model, not a curated record. NCBI's taxonomy places the organism in Eukaryota, Metazoa, Chordata, Actinopteri, Salmoniformes, Salmonidae.
ACAUGAAGCAUUGACAUAGGGCAAUGACUAAACAAAUCCUCCACAGGCAGAGAGAAUGAGUAAACCAUUGUUUUAUUCAAUAUUGGCAGACAGCAGACAGACAAGUCAAUGGAGAAUUCUGACAUAUCAAAAAAUGUGUUUAAAGGAUUCAAGGGAACAUAUAAUGAGCUGAUAUGUCAGGAUGAUUUCAGCACAGAUGGACAUCCUCUCCAUAACAGACAAGACCAACAACAAGUGUUCAUGUUCAUGGUGAGAGAUGGGCAGAGUUUUCGAUUCUACCGAUUGGUUGCAGUGAGUCUGGGCAUGCUCAGUGCUCUUCUACUGGUCGUUGACAUUGGUCUGGGGGUCCAAUUGAUGUUAGGUCUCUCUUUGGUCCCCACAGACAGCAAAGUCAGUGAGAAGUAUGGUCCACUAUAUCAGAACUUGACAUAUAUCAGCAGUGAGCUGGAGCAACUCAGAGCCACCCACAGUAAUAUGAUCCAUGCUAAAGAGGAGGCCUUGACAAUGUUGCAGAAAGAGCUCCAAAAGGUGAACAAAACCAGCAGGCAGCUCGGGAGUGCCAAACACACCGGCAUGGAGUUACAGAGGCAGGUUGAAAGCCUUCAGGAACAGAAGGUGGCAUUGCAGUCCCGGGUCACUGAAGUUGUGGAAAGCUGUGGCCGUUGUUUGCCAGGAUGGACAUUGCUCAACUCGUUGUGUUACUACUUUCCCUUGUCUAACUCCAUUCCUCUGAAAACGUGGGACAGAAGCAGAGAUUACUGCAUUAAAAAAGGAGCUGACCUGGCAAUAAUAGAUAGUGACGAGAAGCAGGAUUUUAUCAAUAAGGCAAUACAAGCAUUAAGAUACAGCUCAGGAUCCUGGCACCUAACAGGGUUCUGGAUUGGACUGAAGGAGGAAGAGGAUACAGAGGGGACCUGGACAUGGCUUGAUGGGACUGAACUGACUCAGGGAUACUGGGCAGAUGGGGAGCCUAACGACGAUAUGAAUAACGAGGACUGUGCAGCCAUUUACUCCAAAAACCAUCCAAAGGCGACUUGGGAUGCCAUGAAGACUUGGAACGAUGCCCCAUGUAGAUAUGCACUGAAAUGGAUAUGUGAAAUGAAAGCAAAGGCAGCCCAGGAAUUAAAGUUGUAAUAAUUUGUCCCAUGAGUGUUGCCAUUUGCAAAGACACUACAUGUUAAAUGAAAAUGUUUAACAAAAGUAAAUUAAAUGAAUAUUGGGCAGUUAUAAUAUA